Messenger RNA from Insectozyma verbasci, 987 nucleotides. The record is from the annotation of a GenBank genome assembly. Lineage: Eukaryota; Fungi; Ascomycota; Pichiomycetes; Serinales; Debaryomycetaceae.
AUGUCACCAAGUCAAAUUGAAAAUAAACUAAUAGAACCAGAACCAGAACAUUGUCCUGGUCCAGAAUCUAAUGUAGCCGGUAAGGAUGAUGCUUGUAAAGGUUGUGCAAAUCAAGAAAUCUGCUCAAGUCAAAUACCAAAAGGUCCUGAUCCAGAUCUACCUGAAAUUAAUAAGCGAUUAUCAUUAAUAAAACAUAAAAUAUUAGUGCUAAGUGGCAAAGGGGGUGUUGGAAAAUCAACAUUUACAUCUAUGUUAUCGUGGGCAUUAGCUGCAGAUGAAGAUUUAGAAAUUGGUGCUAUGGAUUUAGAUAUUUGUGGCCCUUCGUUACCAAAAAUGUUAGGAGCUGAUGGAGAAUCAAUACAUCAAUCAAAUUCAGGUUGGACACCAGUUUAUGUAAGUGAUAAUUUAGGAUUAAUGAGUAUAUCAUUCAUGUUACCUGAUCAAGAUUUAGCUAUAAUAUGGAGAGGUGGUAAAAAGAAUGGAUUAAUUAAACAAUUUUUAAAAGAUGUACAUUGGGGAGAUGUAUUAGAUUAUUUAAUAGUAGAUACACCACCAGGUACUUCUGAUGAACAUUUAUCAGUUACUUCAUAUAUGAAAGAAGUUGGAAUAGACGGAGCUUUAAUUGUAACAACACCACAAGAAGUUGCAUUAUUGGAUGUACGAAAAGAAAUUGAUUUUUGUAAAAAAGCAGGUAUAAAAAUUUUGGGAGUUGUUGAAAAUAUGUCAGGAUUUGUAUGUCCAAAUUGUAAACAUGAGAGUCAAAUAUUUAAACCAACAACAGGUGGUGGUGAAGCAUUAUGUAAAGAAUUAAAUAUACCAUUUUUAGGUUCAGUUCCGUUAGAUCCAAGGAUAGGAAAAUGUUGUGAUUCGGGUGAAUGUUUUUUUGAUCAUUAUCCUGACUCACCAGCAUCCAAUGCAAUAUUAGAAGUUGUUGAUAGAUUAAGAGAUCAAAUUGAAUUAAAUUUAAAUAGUUUAAAGAUUAAUUAA